This is a messenger RNA of Hansenula ciferrii, 918 nucleotides long. It is a transcript of the gene CYT1, whose product is annotated as ubiquinol--cytochrome-c reductase catalytic subunit CYT1. Bases 1 to 918 code for a protein of 305 amino acids. The transcript has 2 exons. The record is from RefSeq and is a predicted model, not a curated record. Gene Ontology annotation, biological process: mitochondrial electron transport, ubiquinol to cytochrome c. Gene Ontology annotation, molecular function: heme binding; electron transfer activity. NCBI's taxonomy places the organism in Eukaryota, Fungi, Ascomycota, Saccharomycetes, Phaffomycetales, Wickerhamomycetaceae.
AUGUUUUCUUCUAUCAGAUCCACUGUCAGAAAUAACAUCAAACAAUUUUCAACCUCAGCUAAAAAAGCUGCUGUUGAACCAAACAGUCUCACCAAAAAAGUUAUUGCUGGUGGUGUUGCUGCUUCUGGUUUAACUGCCUCUUAUUUAUUAUAUGAAGAUUCAGUCACCGCUGAUGCCAUGACCGCUGCUGAACAUGGUUUACAUCCACCAGCUUACGGUUGGUCUCACAAUGGUAUGAUUGAUACUUUUGAUCAUGCUUCAAUCAGAAGAGGUUACCAAGUUUACCGUGAAGUUUGUGCUGCUUGUCAUUCUUUAGAAAGAGUUGCAUGGAGAACUUUAGUUGGUGUCUCUCACUCAAACGCUGAAGUUAGAGCUAUGGCUGAAGAAUUCGAAUAUGAUGAUGAACCAGAUGAUCAAGGUAACCCAAGAAAGAGACCAGGUAAAUUAGCUGAUUAUAUUCCAGGUCCAUAUGCUAAUGAACAAGCCGCCAGAGCUGCUAACCAAGGUGCUCUUCCACCAGAUUUAUCAUUAAUUGUUAAAGCUAGACAUGGUGCUUGUGAUUAUAUCUUUGCUUUAUUAACUGGUUAUCCAGAUGAACCACCAGCAGGUGUUGUUUUACCACCAGGUUCAAACUAUAAUCCUUAUUUCCCAGGUGGUUCAAUUGCUAUGGGUAGAGUUUUAUUUGAUGAUUUAGUUGAAUUUGAAGAUGGUACCCCAGCUACUACUUCACAAAUGGCUAAAGAUGUUACCACUUUCUUAAACUGGGCUGCUGAACCAGAACAUGAUGAACGUAAAAGAUUAGGUUUGAAAGCUGUCAUUGUUUUAUCUGCUUUAUAUUUGAUUUCAGUUUAUGUUAAAAAAUUCAAAUGGGCUCCAAUCAAAACAAGAAAAAUCAGAUUCACCCCACCAAAAAAUUAA